This is a messenger RNA of Ostertagia ostertagi, 714 nucleotides long. NCBI's taxonomy places the organism in Eukaryota, Metazoa, Nematoda, Chromadorea, Rhabditida, Trichostrongylidae. The record is from the annotation of a GenBank genome assembly.
AUGGUUUCGUUCUACGACCAAGCUUGCCGCAUACAACUAAUGUCACAAGUGCAGAACUCGUCAUCAACGAAUGAGGAGGAUCGUGCUUCGCGAGAUGUCUUAGCACACGCAUUUGAUCACUCCCAAACUUCUGUUCUAGUGCAAAUCCACGAAAACAGCAGUGCAAAGCACUCCGAUGUGGAGUUAGAAACAUGCUGCGAAUUCAUCCAUCAGAUGUUCAUUCAAGACAAGAACUUGAUGAAGCUUGUACUUUUCCAGACUUGGCCCAUCGAUAUGAUCCGUCCGCUCGUCGAGAACAUACCAUCAAUGUUUGUGGCAACGGAAUAUAUUCAAGAAAUGCUGGCUUUACCCAACAUGAAAAGGCGUAUCUUUGCAGUGUGUCUUAUGGCUGAAGUUGGUCGAAAGUAUCGUUUGCCCGAAUCCGCUGUUUCAUUGAAUAUGGUGAUUGAUACCUUGAACAGCCUGUUGAAGUUCACUCAAAUGCCAGGGAAUCACGCCCUUUUUACAGCGAUAACGCCGUCUUUAGGACAUAUUGUACCGGUCUUCCCACAGCUUGCACCUCUGGUUUCUGCGCUUAUGCUUCGAAUCUCGUCAGUAACUCGUGCACAAUUGGCGAUGAACUGUCUUGAUGCUCGCCCACAAGGCAGUCGAGAGAGGCGGCUAGUUAAUGCUGUUGAACGUGUUCUCAGCUCACGGGUGUUCACCACGGAUUGA